AAAUAUUUGGAAAAUGCUCAAUUUUAAGAAAGUAUUGAGGAGGAGGAAGAAUCACUCUAUUAUGCAAGAAAUUGAUAGAAAGAAGAUGAUUCGGGAUAGCCAUCAAGCUAUAGCACUUCAUAAGUAAACAUUACUUUCACAAUAUUCUACAUCCUGAAUAGCUAAUUGAAGCUCCUUUUUAUCCGUUUUUGAAGAUCUGAUGAUGGUAUAGAAGCAGAACUCAUGAUUGUAAUCAAACAAGUCUUCACAGGACCAAAACUGCACAAGACUUUAAUAAUAGUUAUAAUGACAAUGACAUCGUUAAGAUGAAGAGAGCUGAUAUUUCUAAAUUACUCACUUUUAAGGAUAAAACUCGGAUUAGGAAGUUAUUUGCAAGGAGAGAGACAAGUUUCCAUCAAUAUGAUCCUUCUUUACUCAAGAAGGUUAGGAUUAAUAACCAGUAUCACAAUCAAAGUUCUGAGCAAUCUAUUUUAAUAAAGCCUAUUAACUGUCCGAUCCUGCACUCACUGAGCUUAAGAAAACAAGGUUGUAGGAACAUAACCAAAAUCCUGCAUGAUUCUUACAAGAAAAGCAAAGUUAAAUAAACUACUACAAAAAAUUCGUAACAUAGAAGGAAGUAGGUCUACCUUAAUCAAGACCAAGUCAACCUACCCCUACCAGAGUCUAUCCAAGUCCAAAAAGAUCAAGAUAUACCCAAUGUUCACCCCCAGGGUCACCAACAGCAGCUCGAUACACAAUAUGCACACAUAAAAUCCUCAACUAAUACCUAAACCCAC
Molecule: messenger RNA, 776 nt
Organism: Moneuplotes crassus
Lineage: Eukaryota; Ciliophora; Spirotrichea; Euplotida; Euplotidae
Source: the annotation of a GenBank genome assembly